Messenger RNA from Rosa rugosa (rugosa rose), 1527 nucleotides. RefSeq lists its product as uncharacterized. The transcript is spliced from 3 exons. NCBI's taxonomy places the organism in Eukaryota, Viridiplantae, Streptophyta, Magnoliopsida, Rosales, Rosaceae. The record is from RefSeq and is a predicted model, not a curated record. Bases 707 to 1288 code for a protein of 193 amino acids.
UUGUAUUGUAAGUGACUUAUCUUUUUCCUAUAUGUUUUGUUGUUUUAAAUAUUUGUGAUAGCAUUGAUGUCUUUAGCACUAGUCCUAGCAAUUGCAGGUUCUGUUUAUAUCCUUGUCCUAUAGUGAUCAAUUUGUUUGAUCAAUUUGUUGAGGUCAUAAUAUCAAAAUAACAGUCAUAAUUAAUAUGUGCUUACUUAUUCCAUAGAAGCAACAAAGUGAAACGCCGGAUGCAAUAUCAAGGUCUGAUGUUUGGCUUUGUGCCUAUGAAGCAAAGCAGAAGAAGGGGUCAACUGAGGAAGCUGUGGAUUCAGAAAUAGUGGUAACAAGCAUCUAUAGUAAAAUGUUUUUGUUCAAAGUAUAUAAUAUAUAUAUGUACUAUUCUUACAUUAUUACCUCCCUGCUCAAUUUUGUCUUAGCCUUUGAAUUACAUAAAUAUUCUAAGCACUGAUCUUGCUAUAUAUUUGUUCAUUGAUCAUGUGAUGAAAACUUUGUGCUUAUGUAUUUAGUUAUGUAUUCUUUAUAUAUGUAGAAACAAGUGAAAAAGUACAAGGAAGAAGAAGAAACAGUUUCUGGACUGUCUUCUAUAAAGAAUGAUGCUGUUGCAAAAGUGCUUGGUCAAGAUCCACGAGGACGAGUAAGAGGGUAUGGGUUCGGUGCACUACCUUCAAAAGUCAAUGCUCAAUCACAUGUAAGUAAUAAAAUCACAAUGUUAGAGAAUGCUCUUGCUGCUCAAACACAAGUGGUAGACAAAUUGCAAGAGAUGGUGAGAGGCCUUUGUGCUCGGCUAGACCAAGGAGGAAAUAACAAUGAACACACUAUUGCACAACAAUCUGCUAUUGAGAUUGGAAAUAGAAAACGUAAAGAAAAUCCAAGUGUUACAAAUACUGGUAGUGAUAUAGCACAGAGCAAACAGAAAGAUGCAAGUGUUAGAAGUUCUUAUAAUGAGACAGAAAAUGGCAGCCCAAUGCAGCAAAGUUUUAAUGGAAAGAAACAACUUUCUGGACAAGUUAACCCAAAAAUAGUCCACAAGACAGAUUUGGGGAAACAAGUGCAGUUGUUAAGUUGGUUUGCUAAAGAAGAAGUAGUUGUUGCAAGUGCUAGCAUUAUAUCAAAAGAUCCACAAGUUGAGGUGCAUCAUGUUCCUCUUGGCCAUGAUUGUUGGAAAGUAUCGGUGCAUGAAGUUUUUCAUGAUAUAGCCUUGUAUCGCCCAACAAGCGAGUUUAGUAAACUUUAUGCAUCCACAGGAAGUAUGAUUGCAUGGCCUAUCAAGUACAUCAAAGUGAAUUAGGCAUUUUGGAGGUAAAAGUUGGCAUCAAACAUAAUAUGAAGAUGUUCAAAAGGCCACAGCAUGGAUCACUAUAGAUUUAUCUUUUGCAAUUAACAAAGACAAUUCUAAUCUAAGGUGGUCUCUAAUAAUCUAGAAUGUUUUAUAUUUUAGCAUGGUGAUGAUAGACUGUUGGUUUAAUUAAAUUGUUUUUAUACAGUAUUAGUGUUGUUGGCAUAUUCAUUUAUAUUUGGUAAUGUGAU